Phyllotreta striolata is the source of this 1511-nucleotide messenger RNA. Lineage: Eukaryota; Metazoa; Arthropoda; Insecta; Coleoptera; Chrysomelidae. The record is from the annotation of a GenBank genome assembly.
UCGUGGAUUUCACUUCAUAUGUUGUUUAAAUAUAAAGUAUAAGUACAAGAUUAUUUCUUUAUUGUUUAGAUGAAGAUAGAAAAUACGUUUAUCUUUCCUACGUGGUAAUCUAAUUGAGUGAAAGAUAGUGUAACAUAAAAUCUACAAUCUAAUUGUUAUUAUUAGACGUAAUGUUUUAAGCAGUGAUUUUAACAUGAAGCAAUUUUAUAAGAAUUUUUUAUUACCAUGCGUACUUAUUUUUACAAAUAUUCUCGUGAUAUUGGCGGAUUCCGAACCCAAGGAAGAUGACGAGAAGGAACUGCUGUCCGCUACUAUGACUGCACCGGACAGUACAGCGAAUAUGAAAAAUGUGGGGUUCUUGCAUGGCUUCGUGGCCUCUCUCAGUGUUAUACUUGUAUCCGAAAUCGGAGACAAAACCUUCUUCAUUGCGGCUAUCAUGGCGAUGAGACAUCCCAGAUUAACUGUAUUUGCUGGAGCCAUAUCAGCAUUAAUAUUAAUGACUGUUUUAUCAGCUCUCUUUGGAUGGCUGGUAACUGUAAUACCUAGAGCUUAUACAUACUACAUAAGCACCGCGUUAUUUGCCAUAUUCGGAUUGAAAAUGCUGUGGGAGGGAUACCAAAUGAAGAAGGACGAAGGUCGUGAAGAAAUGGAAUUAGUUCAAUUGCAGCUGACAAGAAGAGAACAGGAAGAGCACGAAAGAGAUGCACUUCCGGACGUCGAGUCGGGUAGCGUUAAAAGAACCAAAUCUGUCUGGUAUGAAGUUUCCAGGAUAUUAUUGCAGGCUUUUACCUUGACAUUUCUAGCGGAGUGGGGAGAUAGGUCCCAGCUGACUACUAUUAUUUUAGGAGCAAGAGAGAAUGUGUAUGGUGUGAUAUUAGGUGGAAUAUUAGGGCAUUCCGCUUGCACUGGAGUAGCUGUGCUGGGAGGAAGGAUGAUUGCCCAGAAGAUAUCUGUGCGAACUGUAACUCUCAUAGGCGGCGUCGUGUUCUUAGUCUUCGCAUUUUCCGCCUUGUUCUUUGAUCCCAACGCGGCGUAGAAAGAAUUUAUGAAAAUAGUUGUAAAUACAUUGUAGGUAAUAAAUAAUCAAUGUAAAGUUAUUUUAGGCAUAUAUCAAACUUGUAUAUUUAAAGAAAUUAGGUUUCUGAACGGAGGAGUGGUAUUUUGAAAAAGUACUUAAUCGAAAGCUUUAAUUCUCAUUUUGAAAUCAAUUGCACGUUUUGAUCUCGUUGAAAUUGAUCAAAAAAACUAUAUUUUAUUAUGAAAGUUUUCAUUAGAUGUCCUGCAAGUUUAGUAGUCUUUGUACCAUUCUUCUUAAAGGAAAUAAAAAGUUGCUUUUAAUUUUUAAAUGUACCUAAAAAGAAAUAGGUAUCUACUUGAGUGAGUGUUGUUAAACCAUAAUUUCAUAUAGUCAUAUUUUUCUUUUAUAUGUUUGUACUUUAUAAAUACCACAAAAGAAUAACUGAAAUUAACAGUCCCUUGCAUUUUUAGUGAUAAUAAAAGCAUUGUAUGUA